This is a messenger RNA of Mugil cephalus (flathead mullet), 1691 nucleotides long. RefSeq names its product prolactin releasing hormone 2 receptor (gene prlh2r). NCBI's taxonomy places the organism in Eukaryota, Metazoa, Chordata, Actinopteri, Mugiliformes, Mugilidae. Gene Ontology annotation, cellular component: neuron projection; plasma membrane. Gene Ontology annotation, molecular function: neuropeptide Y receptor activity; neuropeptide binding. The record is from RefSeq and is a predicted model, not a curated record. The transcript is spliced from 3 exons. Bases 63 to 1262 code for a protein of 399 amino acids. Gene Ontology annotation, biological process: G protein-coupled receptor signaling pathway.
GCAGGGAAGAAGUGAGGCUGCACAAUAGUGGGGACCCUUGUGGAGAGAGGACGCAAACAGCUAUGGACUUAUGGAAGCCGCAGAAUCAGUCCAGGAGCAACUCAUCGACUCCGGCCUCUCCCACCUGCUGCAACUCCUCUCACCCCGUCUACUCCACCUCCCCGUUAUCGUCUCCUUCCUUCUCUGGCCUCGACCUCCUGUUUAAUCUGAGGCUCCUCUUCAUCCCCCUCUACUCUGCCGUGGUGCUGAUCGCGUGCACCGGCAACCUCCUCCUCCUCUUUCUCAUCUGGCACAACAAAAAGAGACACAACACUACAAAUUUCCUCAUCAGCAACUUGGCACUCGUUGACCUGGUGAUGUGCAUCUUCUGCGUCCCUUUGACAGCAGCCUACGCUUUCGACAAGCGCGGAUGGGUGUUCGGAUACCACAUGUGCCAUUUCGUCAGCGUCAUGCAGUCUGCGGCCGUCUAUGCAGCGGUCCUGUCCCUCAUGGCCAUCGCCGUGGACCGUUACGUUGUUGUAGCUUAUCCCAUCCGCAGGAGAGCAGGAUGCCAGUUCUGCUGGGGUCUCGUGGUCAUGAUCUGGCUGUCCUCCCUGGCUUUAUCCACACCUACGGCGCUGCACACAGUCUACCUGGACCUGCGGGCUGCAGGCCUGCAGAUGGCGGUUUGUGAGGAAUUCUGGGACGGCCAGGAGCGAGAACGGCUCGUUUACUCCUGCUUCAUCCUCUUCUUCUCCUACUUUGUCCCCCUGGCCGCUGUCUCCAUAUCCUACUGUGCUAUAUCCUAUCGACUGAAGCAGAAGACCACAUUGAGUUUGACGGCGUGUCCAGAGCUGAGAUCUGCUCGGGGAGUCUGGAGCAGACGGAGGAAGAAGACCUUCUGCCUGCUGCUGGUGUCGGUCGUCUGUUUCGCCUUCUCCUGGCUGCCCUUACAGGUUGUGAACCUGAUUCGUGACCUGGACACAGACUUCUCCAUCUUGGGGAAGAAUUACGUGAAUGUCAUCCAGGUAUCCAGUCACCUGUUCGCCAUGAGCUCCGCCUGCUACAACCCCUUUAUUUACGCCUCCUUGCACGACAAGUUCCUGUCCUACCUGUGUCACAGCUUCCUGUCCCGAGGCAGGGGAAAAGGCAAGGACAGGGCUCAAGUCUCCAGCAUCCUGACAAUGUCUCAGAGAGCGCCGCGCCUCCACACUUCCACCAUUGUAGCCGAUUUACCGGGUGCUGUUAUAAUUAACAUGGCUCAUCAUGAAAACUACACUUAAGCAGUUUUUUUUUUUUUUUCUGAUUUCUGAUGUUUUUUCUGCAGCUCUGCUGGAUGAAACUCGCUGCGCGGCAUUGCUGAAAUCGGAUACAAUGCCGUGCAUUUUCCUCUCUCCAGAUUUAAUCUUUGAAGAAAGCUUCAUCGUGACAAACAAAUAGAGCCAAAGGAAAAUUAGUUUGCAAGGGUUUUCCGGUAACAAUGUGUACAGCUUAUUAUGGUCACAAACAACACGGGUGUAAAAAUAUCAGCCUGCUUUGAUCGGAAGGAUUUCUCUGUGUUAUGUAUAUUUUAAUAAAUUUUCUGAACCUCUACGGAAAAAUAUGUUAUUUUUAGAUUAGAAAUUCAACUUUGCUCUUGUCUUUGCAAUAUUCCCAUCUGAUUGCUGUAUUCUCAUCGCUAAAUUGUUAUUUGUCACCUUUUGUCCACCUUA